GCCAUGUGUGGAGGUCGGGUAUUCGUGGAGGUCGGUUCGUUGUUCGUUGUUCGCGAUGGUUGAUCGUGCACGACAUUUUUGAUGAUGACGGAGUUGUCGUGGUGGUACUGACAUGUGCAUUCUUGUCUGCUAAGAUAUUUGGAGAAAGUGUAAAAUAAUGGCGUUGUUUGGAGGACAGCGGCGCGACUCGGCAAAGGACGAGUUUGCCAAGGAACGGGCCAUCAUGAAUGACCUAGACGAGCGUGGCUGGAGCCACAUCCACAAUGCCGCCUUCCAUGGCUACAUUAAGUCCAUCCAGCGCUUUGUUGCAGCCAGUGAGGACCAGUUGGAGUUCCCGACCAACGAUGACCGGCUCAUGACACCGCUGCUGCUGGCUGUGGAAAGCGGGAAGCUGGAUACAGUCCGGUGCCUGGUGGAUCUGGGCUCGGACCUCCGCUACGUCAACCAACAGAAUCUGAGCGUGGUGGAGCUGGCCAGCUUGAAGAUGUACGUGGAGAUCAUGGAGUACUUCAUCAAGCUGGACCACAAGGAUUUACCAGUCUGGUCCAAGCUGAUUAAGUUUGCUUCAUCGGAUGCAGACGAGGAGGCUGAGGCAGCUGGCCGGAUGCUGGUCAAGCUGACCGAGCCUGGACCGGAUGGACUGCUCAGCCCCAACUGGGAAGCCAUUGUAGAGAACCAGGGCAUCCAGGCAACCAUGAAGAUCAUCAAGACCUUGAUAUCAGACCAGGCCAAGUGCCACAUGUACACCAUGCUGCUCAAUAUCAUUCAGUCACAGACGGUCAAAGAGCAGAUUGUCAAACAUGGUGGCAUCCUGACCUCUCUGGAACUCUUGAAGAGCGAUUCCCGGGAGCUGAUCUUGGCCGGCGCCACGAUGCUCUGUCACCUCUCCAAAGUCCAAGAGUACGUGGACCCCUUGGUGAACAACGGAGCCAUUGCAGCUCUCAUCAAAAUCUGGCAGACCAGCAGCGAUCAGGAAAUCCUGGUCCAGGUUACUGAUACGCUCUCGGAGAUUGCUGCUGCAAGCACAAAGCAUAAAGAGACCAUCGGGGGUACGAGUGGCUGCAUGAUUGCAUUGGUUAGCUUGUUUGAUUCCUGCUUGUCCAAGGAGUCCAAGCAACCAAAGGCCCUUCUCAUGUCGCUCACAACAGCAGUACAGAAAAUUGUGCAAGAGGAGAAACAGAACCAGGACAGCUUUGUAGACGAGGGGGGUUCUUCAGCUCUGAUCAGCCUGGCCAGUGCCAAGAACCGAGAACUUCAGCUCAACGCCAUCAACGCUAUCCACUUCCUAGCCAAAGACAAUCCGCACACCCAAAAGAUCAUCUUGGAGGAAGGCGGCGUCAUCCCGCUGAUGACGCUUCUGAAGCGGAGCAGCGCCCCGAAAGUUCAGGUCUGCACGGCUGGGGCGCUGUGGGCCCUGGCCGGAGAAGACGUGGACGAGCAGAGAACUAUGGCCGGCAUGAUCGGCGUCAAUCUUCUCAUAGACUUCUUGAAUGCUCAGGCGGAGUUUGAUAUCUUGCACUACAUCGGGGCCGAGGGGUUGGCCGUGCUGGCCCAGGGUCCUCACAACAAGCAGAACACGAUCGCCCAGGCCAACGGGGUCCAGCCUCUGGUGCGUCUGCUACGGUCGCCAAAGGAGCACAUCGUGCUGAGCGCGAUCCGCGCUCUGCGCCACCUCUGCGUGGGCAUCGGUUACAAACCCCACCGAGAAAAUCAAGAGAUGGUCUUGAACUCACGGGGUAUCCGUUACUUGGUGGCACUGAUGGUUCACUCCAGGAAUGAACUCAUCCGUGUUGAGUCAGCACUCACUUUGGGAUGUUGCUCGAUUGGCAACUCGGAAGUCAUGAACGACAUAGCAGACAACGUGGACUUCAACUACGUCCACAUGCUGCGCCUCCUGUACUCCAGGGACGAGCUGGUGAGAUUGCUGGCUGGCUCGGCCCUAGCCGCCUUUGCCUUCAAUAACACCACUCAGCAGCAUGAGAUAGCCGACUCGGGCGGGGUGCGCUACCACUGCUUCGUGCCGUUCCUGGAGUCGGACAACGAGUACUACAGAUGCUGUGCUGCAUUUCAGGUGAUUGUGCUGGCCCGUAUCAUACCUGACGAGGAGCAAGCAUCAUCAUCAGCCGUGGGUAUCAAGCUCAUCGUGGACCUCUUAGAGACCUCCAAGAACGAGUUCAUCCAAUCGCUGGCCGCAGACUGCAUCGCCAGACUGGCUCACACCAGAGCAGGAGUACCGGCCGCCAUCAUUUCCAUACAUGCCAUAAACCAGCUAUGUAGGCACAUGCUGUCAGAAGAUGAGCAAGCUAGGGGGUCUGCAGCCAUCGCACUGGGCUACCUAAGCUUCAACCGUAAAGCAGAGCGGGAACUUCUGAACAAGUGUCGGCAGGACCCGUACUUGUUCAAGGUGCUGCAGUAUUACACUCCCAACUACCGGCUAGCCGAUGCCUUCUUGGAUGCGUGGAAGCACUAUAAACACAUCGGCUUGCCCCACAUCGACACAUCACAGAGACCGUGUCUGGUAUCCAAGAAGACUGUCCCGUACUUGAACAACAUCAAGAACCCUAACAUGCGUCAGUUCACGAUACUGAGCUUUGGGGAGACUGGGCUGAAUCACCCGCUAAGUUCUCCAACGAACCAAAUGAGUUCUAACUACCACGAGGACGGCACCACAGUGGUCACCGACAACCCUAUCAUCACGCGCCACACGCCCACAGGUGGCGCCGGUGCCCCGCGGUCCACUUACUCCCGGACAAGCCGUCAUCAGGUUACCAGUCAUCCGUCCACACCGGGCAGUCACAUAUCCUCGCAGAAAUCGGCCACGGUCGCUAGGGACAGUGACACGUGAGAACGAUGAUUGUGUCAUAUUUGAAGAAAAAUAUAUAUAAAAGCUAUCUUCAGGGUUUAAAUAUUGAGUGCAAGUGUUGCACCGCCACGUCGUGUGUGUCCGUCCAGUAAAUAGAUAAUGCGGUGCACAUCAGAUACUUGUAAAUGAUUUCUCACGGCGAUGUUUUAAGCAAGUAGCUGAAACAUGAAAAGAAGUGUGCCUGUUUUGCCUUUUAAGUGUCAUGUGGAAAAGAAAUAAAAC
Molecule: messenger RNA, 3085 nt
Organism: Patiria miniata (bat star)
Lineage: Eukaryota; Metazoa; Echinodermata; Asteroidea; Valvatida; Asterinidae
Product: ankyrin and armadillo repeat-containing protein-like
Exons: 8
Coding region: 158-2845 (895 amino acids)
Molecular function (GO): protein binding
Source: RefSeq, a predicted model, not a curated record